AUGCCAUUAAAAGUAUUGUUUGGUGUAACAACAUUCUUCAGGAACCCAACAUCGCUUCUCUGUGGAGAUAGCAAGAUGAAUGAAGUAGAAUAUCCAGUUAAAACAAUCUCUAUGAAAACCUUUUGGCCGCAGCACAUUGUAGUGCUGCUUUUUUGCACCAUAUCUUCUUCAGAAUUACAGGCGAAUGCAGUUAAGUGCGAAUGUCAGGCAGAAGAACGAAACAAAACUAGAGAUCAUCUCCGGUUGAUUACGCGGAUCUCAUCCCUGAAGUUGUUGCCUGGCAUAAGAGAGAUAAUUUAUCAGAAUGGAGCCGAGAAAGCUUAUUUGCUACAUCGUGCCAGCCAUGAAAUCGUACGAGACCUCAGGGCCAAUUACGGGAAUAUGGUGUCGCAAACCGACAUUCCACCCAGCUUCAACGAACUUGUCGGCACUUUGAAAGAGCUUAUUACUGACGAGAAACAAUUGACGUCAGACGAGAUCUAUUCUGUUGUAAAUGGAAGCAUAGAGAAGUUCCACAGUGCGAUUUUGCCGUCAGCGUUUUUAUGCUUUGCUCUUGGCACAUGUAGGACAGCUAAUGCAUUUUACAUGGAUUGCAUGAGAAGCAACGUGCAGCACUGGACAAUCUUUUUCGGCGACGAACCCCAAAAAAUGUCCAAAAAACUUUCGGAUUCAAUACUUGCCUAUCGUAGAAUUGAUAGGAUUCUCCAAUCAUUGCACAACACUUUGUUAACAAGUGAAGAUCAGAUCACAUCUGAUUGUGUGGAACAAUUCACAAAUGUGACCGCAUGCUCAAAAUGUUUGGCUGACGAAGGUGUCGGAUACUGUAGUAGUUCGUGCAAGAGGGUAGCACUAAGAUGCUUUGAGAACUUGUCUCGAAAUUGGGAAGAGAGUAUCGACGAGUUGUACAAGCUCACCAGAAAGUAUGAUGGAGGAUUCCAGCAGCUCGUUCAUGGCAUCGCAACUGGUGUACGAAGAUUGGUAGAGACCAAAGCACCAAAUCUAGCAAAGCAAGUGGUGGAAAAAUGUGGUCCUUUGCUCAAAGAGAACGUUCGCCCAUCAGUUUCGACGCAUGCAAGACCUCAAAAGCCGAAAGAGCUGAAAACGCGGAUGAAAGAUCUUGUUGAACAGUUACAUACUUUGCGGGGCUGUUGGACGCAGAUUGCUGAGCGAACCUGUUCAGGAGCUUCAGAGCAGUCUCCAUGUUGGAAUGGCUCCGACAUUGUCAGAGUACAGUUCGCUGAUGAGUUCAGUGUUGGCACCAAGGAUGUUCGACCUCGGCCUGAGGAGACGUGGUUGGAAUCUUCCGGUCAUCCAUAUGAUACGGACGAUGAAGAUUUUAUCGGCGGUGGCUCUGGGUCGGGCAUGCCGGCCGAAGAAUUGCAUGACGAUGCGGCCGUCUAUACGAUAGCACCUGUGAUCACGUCUCCGGCCACGUCGCCGCCAACGCCGGCCGUGCAAAUCGAGGAUACGACUCGAGUUUUUCCGCAAACACUGCCGUGGACAGUUCUCAUCACGCUGGUGACAGCAUUCAUUCUAGCGCACUGACUAAUAGACCUGCAUGCCUUCGAUUCCCUCUUCACAAAUGCAAUUUAUCCACUUUACUUCAACGUACUCAACGAGAGACUUUCAAACGCGCCUACUCAGUGUCGAUUAUGUAAUGCGCUUGAGAUUCACCAUAGGCCUUAUUUGAGUGUUAUUUGUCGUGCAAGCCUCUUUAAAUUAUGAAGCCGGUUAAUUCGCUGAUUUCUAAGGUAUUCAUUACAAGUAUUAUUUGCAAUGUUUUCAUAUGUCAUCUUCUCUUUCAUCGCUUUCUCUUUCUCAGUACAUAGCGAAAGGAUUGAUGCUGUUAUAAUAACUUACCGGGUGUAAUGAUUCACUUUCAUGCUACGUUUUCCUCGCCAUUGAUUGCCAUUUGUCAUUGAGUAAUAUUGACUCUACUUUACACACUGCAUAUAAUUAUUGUUAAUGAUCAGUUAUUAGAUACUCAAAGUGAUGAAAUUCUAGGUUAUAAUAUUAUGAGUUUAUAUGUAUGAAUGAAGAGCUUGCUCUCGC
Molecule: messenger RNA, 2052 nt
Organism: Cylicocyclus nassatus
Lineage: Eukaryota; Metazoa; Nematoda; Chromadorea; Rhabditida; Strongylidae
Source: the annotation of a GenBank genome assembly